Panonychus citri (citrus red mite) is the source of this 8488-nucleotide messenger RNA. RefSeq names its product fatty acid synthase-like. Gene Ontology annotation, molecular function: phosphopantetheine binding; oxidoreductase activity; fatty acid synthase activity. Gene Ontology annotation, biological process: fatty acid biosynthetic process. The record is from RefSeq and is a predicted model, not a curated record. Lineage: Eukaryota; Metazoa; Arthropoda; Arachnida; Trombidiformes; Tetranychidae.
AACACAUGAGCUUAAUUGACGUUCAAUUAACAAAUUAAGUUAAUCAAACAUGUUGAAUUGCAACAAUAUUAAUCAAUUUUGAACUUUUCAAGAGAGAGUAAGUUAAUUAUACUUAAUUGUCAUUAAUUUUCUGUUUUGAUUUUGUUUUAUUCUUGAUAAACUUAUUGUAUUAAAAUUUCUGAGUGUCCAAGGGAAUCAACGAAAACAGAAUUGGCCCUGAAAGAGGUUCCGAUCAGGCGGAGCUAUGAUACACUUUCUCACUCAGAUGAUCUGAAUAUAUCUCGAUAAUCUAACCGAUAACUCUCUUGUUAGUUCAUCUUCAACUUUCCAAUUGUAAUUUUAAAUUCGAUUCUCCAACGAAUCUUGAUCUUAUAUUUUUAAUAAAAGUUUAACUUUGUAUUUUUUAUGCUCAACUUGUCUUAUUUUCCAAUUAUUCUAGUUAAUUAUUUUCAUUUCAAUUCACAACACAAAAAUCAUGGAUAUUAAAUACAAUGAUAACUUUAUUCAUCGUAAAUGGAAAGUGAAAGAGGAUGUGGUCAUCUCGGGAAUGUCUGGUCGAUUCCCAAAAUCAGAUUCGGUGGAUGAAUUUACAGCAAAUCUAUUUAACUCAGUUGAUAUGAUGACCGGAGGAAAUGAUCGAUUUCAAUCAGGUCAUAAUGGUUUACCUCAAGCAAGUGGAAAAGUUUGUAAUCUACAUGAAUUCGAUGCUCAAUUUUUUUCGAUCCCUGAAUAUCAGGCAGAUCUCAUGGACCCACAGUUGAGGAAAUUGUUGGAAGUCACUUAUGAGGCGAUCAUUGAUUCAGGUUUGGGAAUUGAAUCAUUAAGAGGAACUAACACUGGAUUUUUCUAUGGGUCAUCAUUUGCUGAGACUGAAAUAGCCUGGGCGGAAGAGCAACUUGAGUUUCCUCAAUACAAACAAAUGUAUGCAACAUUGAUUUCCUAUGUUUUCGAUCUGAAAGGACCAAUAGGUCACUUCGACACAGCCUGUGGGUCAAGUUUUUCAGCACUGAAUGAAGCAUUCGCAGCAAUUAAAUCAGGAAUUUGUGAUAAAGCUUUGGUCGCUGGAUUCAACAUUUGCUUAAUACCAUUUGUCACUACACAGUUUCGUGACCUACAAAUGGUUUCCCGUUAUGGUAGAUCAAAAUGUCUCGAUAAAUCAGCUGAUGGUUAUGGAAGAUCUGAAGCCGUUUGUUGUAUCGUAUUACAAAAAGCACCAGAUGCUAAACGUAUUUACUCAACGAUAGUUAAUUGUCGAUCCAAUGCCGAUGGUUAUAAAGAUCAGGGUAUUUCAUUUCCAUCGGUCAAAUUACAACGACAGUUGAUGUACGAAACUUACACUGAAGUUGAUCUUGAUCCAACCAAAGUGAGCUAUGUCGAGGCUCAUUGUACUGGUACUCAGGCUGGUGAUCCCGUUGAACUAAACGCAAUUCACGAUGUUUUUUGUAUUGGUAGAGAUCCAUCAGACCCGCUGAAAGUUGGGUGUUUAAAAUCUAAUAUGGGACAUGCUGAGGCCGCGUCAGGUCUUUGCGCUACAGUUAAAGCCAACAUGGUAUUUCAAAAAGGUCUUAUCCCUCCAAAUAUAAAUUUCGAGAGUCCUAAUCCUCGAAUUGAAGGACUAAUGAAUAAGACAAUUGUUCCAGUUACAACCAUUACUCCUUUCAAAGGUGAAAUUAUUUCACUGAGUUGCUUUGGUUUCGGUGGUGCUAAUGUUCAUGUUAUUCUCCGAGGUCAUGACGUCCGAUCAUCGGCUGAUGAGUUCAAUUUAACUUUAUCAAAAUGCCCUCGAUUAGUAAAUAUCCCUGGUCGUUCAGUUGAGGGCAUAAAACAUGUCCAAAAUUAUCUCGAAUCAUCGGUCAAUAAAUUAACCAGAUCAUUUCUCGAUCUUCUUAAUGAAUAUUCGAAAACUCGUAAAAUGUCUCAUCGUGGAUUCACAUUGAUUGAAGGAGAACCUGGAAAAUAUUCAAUGAAACAUUUCAUUGGAAAUCAACUCGAUUCAGUUGAGCAUAAAAAAGUCUAUUUAACAUCAUCAACAAAUCUAAUCAACGUUGAUCCAAAUCUUAAAGAUUUACCUGUUUUCUCUGAUACCAUCAAUAGAUUAGUAUCUUACCUCAAACCUUUUAAAUCGAAUUUAUUUGAUCUCGUUUUUGGUGAGAUGGAAGUUAUCAACCCUUUGGAAUCGAUUGUUAAAUCAAUUGCUAUUCAAUUGGCGCUUGUUAAUCUAUUUAAAUCGAUACAAUUAAAUAUCGAUGGAGUUGUGAUUCCAACAAUUGGAUCUUUGAUUAAUCUUUAUGCCAACAAUAAGAUGACUGAACAAGAAGUCAUUCUAAUGGCUUAUUGGUUUGGACAUUUCUUCCAAAUAAAAGACCAAUCAAUAAUCAAUCCAACAAUUGAAGUUUUAUCGUCAUAUGAACAAAUUAAACCUCAUUUAUCAGAAGGAAUAAAACUCACAAAGAAAACAUCAGGUAAAUCAUGUAUCAUCUCAGGACAUUAUGAAGAAAUAUUUUAUUCGAUCAUCAAUCUACAACUUGCUAAUAUAACGAUUAAAUGGUCUGGAGAAUCAAUUGACGAUCGUGGAUAUUUCAAUGGUUUAGAUAAAAAUAUCUUAAUGAAUCCAGGACGGAAUCAAGAAGUUAUCAAUAAAUUCAAAAGUCACAUGAUCAAGACAAUUUUAUUCUCAGAUCAUUACAUUCAAAUGGUUAAAAAGCUUACACAAGCCGCAACGAUAAUAAUUACUAUUGAUGAGCAACCAUUCUAUGCACCGAAAACAAUCGUCAAUUCAAAAAGUCCAACUGUUAAUUUUAUUCAAUAUAAUUUAUCCAACAACGAUGAAGGUUUUCUAUCUGGUGAAAGUUUAUUUACCUGUUUAGGUAAAAUUUACGCUGACCAAGGAAUCGAUUAUUGUCUUGAACAUUUAUAUCCAACUGUUAAUUAUCCUGUUCCAGUUGAUACUCUUUCACUUAAUUCAUUAAUCAAAUUUGAUCAUUCGGCCGAUUGGAAAGUCUUCAAAUAUCCUGAAUACUUCAAUAUAACGAAAUUAACAACCACCAAUAAUUUCACAGUUAAUCUCACUGAUUCUGAAGAUUGGUUCUUGGCCGAUCAUAAAAUCGAUGGUCGAAUCCUUUAUCCAGCGACUGGGUUAUUGAUGCUUGUUUGGUACACGGUUGCUAAAUGUCACGGAUCCGUACCGACAAAAUUUCCAAUUGAAUUUCGUGACAUCAGAUUGAUUCGAGCUACAGUUCUUCCAAAAAGGGAUAUCAAAUUUAGCGUCCAAUAUUCACCUGAUAACGGGACUUUUAAUAUCAUUGAAAGUAAUGAUAUUGUUGCUUCUGGUAAAGCUUUUGGUAAUCCAGAUUUGGAUCUUGUUAAAACUUCUAACCCUAAAUUGAGAAUUGAAGAAACUAGUGAUUACAAUCUAAAUACUGAUGAUAUUUAUAAAGAGUUACGAGUUCGUGGUUACGAUUAUGGUCCACAUUUCCAGAAAUUAACUUCAGCUUCGAGCUCAGGAUUACAUGGAAAAGUUGAAUGGCGAGAACCGAAUAGCUCGCAGUUAAAAGCUUCAUCCAUGUUAGAAAGAACUCAAGCCGGAAUUUUCAGUUUUCUGAAAACUUGGGUAACAUUUACUGAUUCAGCUUUACAGUUAAUUUUGCUCUCAAGUCAAAAGAAUCGUGACCUUUAUAUUCCUACAGGUUUCCAAUCAUUAAUCUGUGAUCCAGUAUCUAUCAUGGAAACAGUUAAUCGAUUCAAUAGAUCCUUGCAUCUAAAUGAUACACAAAAGGCUUCUGAAUCACCAAACGCAAAUCCAUCUGAGGAUGAAAGUUCGAAUGGAGACUCAUCCAGACGAAAAAAUCCAGAAUUUGAUGUGUAUCACGACCCGAUAACUCAGACAGUUAUGACCGAUGGUAUUUGGAUCAAAGGUCUCCUCGCAUCCGAUGCAAAUCGACGAAAUCAAUCAGUUACACUCGAGACCUAUGACUUUGUUCCAUUUCAUGAAAGUUGUGUAGUCGAUGAAAUGACCUUACAAUCAAUCGAAUCUUAUUCAGCAAUGAUUUUUGAACUAAUUGAUUUGUUUAAAAAAAAGACUCUAACCUCGAUUGAGAUUAGCGCAGAGGAAAUGGAAUCAUUUUCGAAUACAAUUGACCUGAAAAAAGAUCAACAUUCAUUGGCUAAUUAUUUAAUCUGUUUGUGUCGAGGAGAAACACCAACAAUAGAAAUUACCUCUAAACUAUCUGAUGACAUGUUGAUUGGUACAAAUGCAGUUCUUCAUUCAGAUCCACGAUUUCUGAAAGCUUUUGUAAAUACAGCAGCUAAUUAUCAAGUCUAUAACAGUUCUGACAAUUCGAACUCCAAAAUUGUCGAAAUCAAUGAUUCUCAAGCUUUCCUCUUUGAUUCUAUCAAAUCAUUUAUCGAGCUUCAAUCAUUAGGAUUGAUCAAAUCAGAUUAUAUUCUGGUGAGAUCAACUGUACCUGAGCCAGAAAUUGCUGAUAAACUUUCGGCUGUGAAUACAAUUGUUUGGGAUAUCAAUGAAUCACCAGCUCCAAGCGACUUGAGUAAAAAUGAUUUAGUUAUUUACAAACUAUCUAAUCAGUCAAUUGAUUCAUUAAUCGAGAAUAUCGAAAAAAUUCAAUCGAUUCUAAAACCCAAUGGUCAUUUGUUAGUAUUGACUAGAGAGAACUCAUCUAACCUAGAAAGUCUAAGAUCGAAUCUAUUUGUUCAAAAUCUAUUGAAAGAUUUUCUUCCGCAUUCAAUUGACUCAAAUGUACUAAUUGAAAAAAUGAAAGAAAAUAAUUGGGUUUGUAUAAGUAAACGAACCCUUUCACCUGAUUCGUUACCUUUGGUCGGAUUAAUGUUCAAAAAGUUACCAGAGUCGAUUAAUCUUGAAAAACAUAAGAUUAUCCGAGUUAAUCCAUUUGAAUAUUCGUGGCUCGAUAAUCUCAAAGAUGAAAUAAAAGCUGAUGAGGAAUCAAUCAUUUGGUUGAUAAGUCAAAAUGUUUCCGAUGUGAGUGUACUUGGUUUAGCUAAAUGUCUGAGUUUAGAACCUUAUGGAUCUCGAAUUCGUUGUGUUGCUCUUCAACCUGGUUCUAAAGGAAUCGAUUUAUCAUCAAUCGAUUUGCAUAGUUCAAUUUUCCGUCAACUAAUAACCAAUGAUUGUAAAUUCAAUAUUUAUGACGAUAAACUCGGAUGGGGAGAUUAUUGUCACUUCGAGAUACCGACAAAACCAGAGACCGAUAGCAAAUGUUUAAUCCUAAGUAAAGAUGCUUAUGUCCAAUGUUUAAUUCCUGGUGAUCUUUCAUCACUUGUAUGGACUCAAUUCAAUCCAAUUCCUGACCCUAAAAAAGGUCAAUCUCUCGUGACAAUCAACUAUUCGUCUCUUAAUUUCAAAGAUAUUAUGCAUACGACUGGAAGACUACCUUCUAAUCUGAAUCCCGAUUGGCGCACGCCAAUAGAAAUGCCAACACCAAUCGGAUUAGAAUAUGCUGGUGUCGAUUCGAAUGGUAACAGGAUUAUGGGUCUUGUCCCUCAUCGAGCAUUAGCGACUAAACUCAUAAUUGGGCCAAAUGAUUUCAGUUGGCCUAUUCCUUCAACAUGGACCAUGGAAGAUGCAGCUACCGUACCGGUUGUUUAUGCAACUGCGCUUUAUAGUCUAUUGAUUCGUGGUAAACUUCAUCAAGGAGAAUCUGUUCUUAUUCAUGCAGGAACUGGAGGAGUUGGAAUAGCAGCGAUAAACAUUUGUCUUAGUAUGAAUUGUCGAAUCUUUACAACGGUUGGUACAGACGAAAAACGGAAGUUUCUCCAAGAACAAUUUCCUUCACUCGACGAGACGAGUUUCGCUCAUUCGAGAUCAACUACAUUCGAAGAACAUAUUCUUAGGCACACAAAUGGUCGAGGUGUUGAUGUGAUUCUCAAUUCAUUAUCUGAGGACAAACUACAAGCAAGUGUUAGAUGUUUAGCACCGGGUGGUCGGUUCCUUGAAAUCGGUAAAUAUGACAUGAUGCAGAAUAAUAAGAUUAACGUGGGACUUUUCGAUGAGGGUCGAACUUUCCAUAGUAUUUUACUCGAUUUGUUUUUCAACACUUCAAGUCAUAUGGUCGGUGAAAAAGACAAUUUGGAACCAGCCAGAAAGGAAAUUAGAUCAUUUAUGAUCCAAGGAAUCGCUUCAGGAGCAGUUAAGCCACUUCCACGAAAAGUUUUCGAAAUAAAUCAGGUUGAAAAGGCUUUUCGAUUUAUGGCUACAGGUAAACAUAUUGGGAAAGUCUUGGUUAGGAUUCUAGAUGACGAAAUUAAUUCUACCACAGAAGCAUUGAAAAAUAUACAUGAAGCUCAAUCGAUCCCAUUGGCAAUUAGAUCUCCGAUUUUCUAUCCAACUAAAGCUUAUAUUAUUAUCGGCGGGUUCGGUGGAUUUGGUUUGGAAUUAGCAUCUUGGUUGGUCAAAAAAGGUGUUCGUCAAUUGGUUCUUAAUUCUCGAUCAGGACCUAAGACGUCUUAUCAUAAACUGUCUUUGGAUCGAUUAGAGUCACUUGGUGCUAAUGUCAUCAUAUCGACACACGAUUUAACUAAUGAACAAGAUUGUUGUUCGCUUUUCGAAUCCCUUUCACCUUAUCCAAUUGGUGGGAUAUUUAAUUGUGCUCUCGUUUUGUCUGAUGCUUUAAUAUCCGAUCAAAAUGCUGAAACUUAUGAAAAAGUUUGUUCAUCUAAAGUAAAAAUAACAAAGAAUUUAGAUAAAUUAACUCGAUCAAUGGCUCCAGUUGAUUAUUUUGUCAUCUUUUCAUCAGUCGCUUGUGGACGAGGUAAUACAGGUCAAUCUAACUAUGGAUUAGCCAAUUCUUAUAUGGAAUCGAUUUGUCAAGAGAGAUUCAAACAUGGACUUCAUGGUCUAGCGAUCCAAUGGGGAUACGUUGGUGAUGUUGGAUUUGUUGUUGAAAAAUUCGGAGUUCAAGUUGAUUCUAUUCGAGGUACACAAGCUCAACGAAUUCACUCCUGUUUCUCUGUACUAGAACGAGCAUUGGUUUAUCCUGUUCCUGUUUUGUCAAGUUUGGUGAAAUCAGUUGAUACCAAAAGCUUUUCAACUGGAUCUGGAGACAUAGUCAGUUCAAUUUGUCAUAUUUUGGGUUUCAAAGAUGUUAACUCACUUGAUCCAAAUGUUACUUUAGGUGAACUCGGUAUGGAUUCGUUGAUGGCGAUUGAAGUUCAACAAGUUUUAGAGAAACAGUACAGUGUCUCAAUGAACUCGAAGGAGAUUCGAGCUCUAACCAUCAUUAAAUUAAAGGAAUUAUCAAACAAAAUUAAAAAUGGUAAACAAACAUCAGAAUCUCUGACAAAUAACAGCUUGGGCGUAAAUGAAUCGAGUGAAAUAAAUACGAUGACAGGGUCACUUUUAUCUCUGCAAGUUCCAAAAACAAUAACCAGCAAUCUAAAUAGUGCAUUAAAAGAAUCAAAUUCAUUCAGACCGAUCUAUUAUGUUCCUCCCCUUGAAGGAAAUUAUGAUAUAUUGAAUGGUCUAAUUGAUCGUAUCAAAAGACCAGCACUUGGACUUAAUUGGACCUACGAUCUUUCCUCUCUUACAUCAAUCGAGUCUGCAGCAAAUUAUUAUGCUGAUUAUUUGACCAAAUGUCAUUCACCAAGUGACAAGUUACAUAUGAUUGGCUAUUCUUUUGGAGGAAUUAUUGCUUAUAAUAUCGCUUGUGAAUUGGAAACUCGAUUUGUGUCCAACGGAAGUGGACCUAUUAUCGAGAAAUUAAUUCUAAUAGAUGCUGAUCCUGAAAAGUUGAAAAACGUGGUAGAAACUCUCAAAAAUCGUAUCGAUGAUGCUCCUUUGAGUACCCAAGAGACUGAGUUUAUUAAGAGUGUAAUGAAAAGAAUUUUAGCGAAUUUCGACCCAAAUCAAUUCGAUGCUGAAAUAGCUAAUUGCUCCAAUCGAAAAGAAAGAUUCGAAAAAUUCACAAAAAUAAUGAUCGAUAAAGGAAUUCCCGAAGAUAAAGCAGAUAUGAUUUCUAAAGUAAAUGAACUUAAUUUUCAAAAAGCACAAAUUCUUGCCAAUUAUUCACCAAAAAUGAAAUCGAAAACUGAAAUAAUUCAUAUUCGAGCUAAAACUGAUCUACCAUUACUACAAAAUGCAAAACAAACUCAAUUCAAACUUGGAACCGAACACUUUUUCGAUGGUAAUCAUCACACGGUAAUUGGAUCAAAUUUGGACGCUAUCGAGAAAAUAACAAACAAUUUCUUCAUUAUCCAAGAAGAUGAUAAUAAUAACGAUAUAACAAACACCCAAUAAUCUAAUUGAAUUAAUAACCAAGAAUUAUAAUCAGCAAUUGUUUAGGAUAUAAAUUCAUAAUUUCGUAAAUAUCGAUAAAUAUAAAGUCAAGUUAAUAUCAACUAUAAAUCGUUGAAAAGUUUUCUUGACAAGAUUGAUUUACAAGUAAAUCCACUAAGAAAAUAAUACAAAUGUACUUUUAAUUGUUUGCAUAAUUAUUAAAUUAAUAUUUUGAAUUAA